GGGGGCCGGUGGCGGUGGCGGUGCCGGGGCCGGGGCCGGGCCGGGCCGGACCGGGACCGAUCGCGGCGCGAUGCAGAAAUACGAGAAGCUGGAGAAGAUCGGCGAAGGCACCUACGGGACCGUGUUCAAGGCUAAGAACCGGGAGACGCACGAGAUCGUGGCGCUGAAGCGGGUGCGGCUGGACGACGAUGAUGAGGGGGUGCCCAGCUCGGCGCUGCGGGAGAUCUGCCUGCUCAAAGAGCUCAAGCACAAGAACAUUGUCAGGCUCCACGACGUUCUGCACAGCGACAAGAAGCUGACCCUGGUCUUUGAGUUUUGCGACCAGGACCUGAAGAAAUACUUCGACAGCUGCAACGGGGAUCUGGACCCCGAGAUUGUCAAGUCGUUCAUGUACCAGCUGCUGAAGGGCCUCGCGUUCUGCCACAGCCGCAAUGUCCUGCACCGGGACCUGAAACCCCAGAACCUGCUCAUCAACAGGAAUGGGGAGCUCAAGCUGGCAGACUUCGGGCUGGCCCGGGCCUUCGGCAUCCCUGUGCGCUGCUACUCGGCCGAGGUGGUCACUCUGUGGUACCGGCCCCCCGAUGUUCUCUUCGGUGCCAAGCUCUACUCCACCUCCAUUGACAUGUGGUCAGCUGGGUGCAUCUUUGCGGAACUGGCCAAUGCGGGGCGGCCCCUCUUCCCAGGCAAUGACGUGGACGACCAGCUGAAGAGGAUCUUCCGGCUGCUGGGGACCCCCACGGAGGAGCAGUGGCCGGCCAUGGCCAAGCUGCCGGACUACAAGCCCUACCCCAUGUACCCAGCUACCACCUCCCUGGUCAACGUGGUGCCCAAGCUGAACGCGACUGGCCGGGACCUGCUGCAGCCCCCCGUGCCCCCCAGAACCUGCUCAAGUGCAAUCCAGUGCAGCGGAUCUCAGCGGAGGAGGCCCUGCAGCACCCCUACUUCACCGACUUCUGCCCCCCCUAGGGUCCCCCAACCCCCAGACCCCCAUGAGGGGGGCAGCCCCCAGCCCCCCGCAGCCAGGUGCCAGCCCGUGCCAGCCCCCUGAACUGCAGCCCCUCCGGUAUUUAUUAGGUUCUGCCCUGGCUGCGGGGGGCUGGCACAACCCCCCCAGCCCCCCAGCCCCGGGGGGUGGAUGAGAGGGCUGGCACUCCCUCCAGGGACACAGGACUCACCCGGGGGCAGGGGACUUCCCAAGGCAUGGGAACCCCCGGGACAUGGGGCCACAGGGCUGCUGGAGGGGCAGGACCCUCGGGGACCAGGCACAGGGACCCAGGGGGGAAUACGCCCCCCACCCUCCUCUCCCGACUCCCCCCGACCCCUUCUCUGCUGGGGGUCCUGGGUGUGCCCUCAUCUAGGGCGCUGCUGUACGUGGGUGAUGUGCGUUUGGUGUCCCAUAAAGAGCUUCCCCCCCCA
Corvus hawaiiensis (hawaiian crow) is the source of this 1416-nucleotide messenger RNA. It is a transcript of the gene CDK5, whose product is annotated as cyclin dependent kinase 5. Lineage: Eukaryota; Metazoa; Chordata; Aves; Passeriformes; Corvidae. The record is from RefSeq and is a predicted model, not a curated record. Gene Ontology annotation, molecular function: ATP binding; cyclin-dependent protein serine/threonine kinase activity. The coding region runs from base 71 to 1048 and encodes 325 amino acids. Gene Ontology annotation, cellular component: nucleus; cytoplasm. The transcript is spliced from 12 exons. Gene Ontology annotation, biological process: synaptic vesicle transport; axonogenesis; neuron apoptotic process.